Molecule: messenger RNA, 2093 nt
Organism: Piliocolobus tephrosceles (Ugandan red Colobus)
Lineage: Eukaryota; Metazoa; Chordata; Mammalia; Primates; Cercopithecidae
Gene: RAB28
Product: RAB28, member RAS oncogene family
Exons: 7
Coding region: 211-873 (220 amino acids)
Molecular function (GO): GTPase activity; GTP binding
Source: RefSeq, a predicted model, not a curated record
GUAGGGGGCGGGGCCGCGCGCAGAGGGCGGGGAGGUGGGCAAGAUGGCGCCUGCCGAGUGAUUCUCCUCGGAUCCCUACUACCGGCGCGGAGACACCGGGGCGGGGGUCCUGCCGCCGCUACCUCCCUUCCUCCUCUCCCCCGCCCCCGGAGCCUUCCUCCUUCCCUUCCCCCCUCCACCUCGGGGGGCGGGCCUGGUUCCCGGGACACCAUGUCGGACUCUGAGGAGGAGAGCCAGGACCGGCAACUGAAAAUCGUCGUGCUGGGGGACGGCGCCUCCGGGAAGACCUCCUUAGCUACGUGUUUUGCUCAAGAAACUUUUGGGAAACGGUACAAACAAACUAUAGGACUGGAUUUCUUUUUGAGAAGGAUAACAUUGCCAGGAAACUUGAAUGUUACCCUUCAAAUUUGGGAUAUAGGAGGGCAGACAAUAGGAGGCAAAAUGUUGGAUAAAUAUAUCUAUGGAGCACAGGGAGUCCUCUUGGUAUAUGAUAUUACAAAUUAUCAAAGCUUUGAGAAUUUAGAAGAUUGGUAUACUGUGGUGAAGAAAGUGAGCGAGGAGUCAGAAACUCAGCCACUGGUUGCCUUGGUAGGCAAUAAAAUUGAUUUGGAACAUAUGAGAACAAUAAAACCUGAAAAACACUUACGGUUUUGCCAGGAAAAUGGUUUUAGUAGCCACUUUGUCUCAGCCAAGACAGGAGACUCUGUCUUCCUGUGCUUUCAGAAAGUUGCUGCUGAAAUCCUUGGGAUCAAAUUAAACAAAGCGGAAAUAGAACAGUCACAGCAUAUUGUCAGGGCAGAAAUAGUGAAGUACCCGGAAGAAGAUAAUCAACAUACCAGCUCUGCUCAGAGUAGAAUCUGUUCAGUACAGUAGUACAGGUAUUAAGGGAUAAGUUAUUACAGUUUGGGGGAGGUGGGAAGGGAAAAACAGUGAAUGCUAUCUUGUUCUUUAUUCCUUAUGAAUAGGGAAGUUCAGAUGAUUAUUGUACAUUAUUGGAAAUUAAUAUCGCGUCUAAGUCUUGAAUUAGAACUAAAAAAUUGGUCCUCUGCCAGGAGACAUGAAUUAAGAAAUAGGGAACAAAUUAAAAUAACAUUUCAGUUACUUUUAAACAUAUUUGUCUUUAUGGUUGUGUUUAUUACAUGUGCAGUGAAGUGGAGAAUUGAGGCAGUUAUUUCAUUAUUCAUUCCUUACCAUUUUUCCUGAAAUAGCUUGGUAAUUGAAAGAGUAUUUUUAAAAUUUGCCUUGAAUUGCCCUUCUUUGUCUGCUUGUGUGUGCAGACUUUGUAGAGUUGAAAACAGUAAAGGAUUUGUUUUAAAGUAUUAGAGAUGAAUAUUAAGCAUAUUGCUAAAUGUAUCAUUUUAGACAUUCCUUGAAGUGAGUGUUAGAGGGAAGGAGGGAAGAGUUAAAAGUAUCUUUUGGUUUAAAUUAUUUUACAAACAAAUAUGAAGUAAUUUUCUAAAUUUUUCAUUAUACUGUAUUUUGUUAGAGUUGUAUUCAUAACCAAUAGUGAGCCAUUUGGAAAUAAGUUAGGGAUUUUGGAGGAAAGUUUUAGAAAUUGGAAAAGAUUUAAAAAUGGGUUGCUCAGAAUAUUUCUGCUUUAUAUGUGAAUCCUCUUUAACAUUUAAAUGUCUUCUUACAAACUCACAAACUGCUGUAAAUGUUCAAUGAAAAGGUAUCGCUAAAUAUAAUGGCUUAUGGAAAUAUUAAUAAUGUUAUUUUUUACUUUGAAAUGAGUUCUUUUCUAUGAUUUAAAAUACAUAUGAAUGAUUCAUUUAAAUUAUUUUGCUCUAAAUUAUUAUCAGGGUUUAAUUUUUCCUUAUUGAAAUUUCAGUUUUUCAUUAGACUUAUGAUAACCUCAAGUUAAAUGUCAUAAAACCAGGGACAACUCCAUAGCUGAGUUGCCAUUCUCUUCUUGAAAAUAAAAGAAACAAAAAACACUCUUAAUUUGUUUGUCUGGCUUAUUCUUUUAAUAUCAACUCCUGCUGCAUUUGUGGUGUCCAUCAUCAGAAGCUCAGCAGAGUUCAGAAAAUAAAAAUAUACUUUAAGGAGCUCUUUCUAAAUGUUCUGAUGUCCUGAUAAUAACUCUGUUUUCU